UUCCAAGCAGGGUUCAUGGAGCCCCUUGUCCCUGAGAAGAAAUGUGUUUGCUUUCAGGAGCCUCUUGUGAUCUCUAUCCAUUAUUUGUUAUUUAUUUUGGGUUAAUAGCGUUAAAGGUUUGGGCGGGCGGACGGCAAUCCUGAUCAAAAUUGAGGCCAAUCGUUGGUUGAAGAUCACUGCCGACCUGCGUUGCGCUGUUUGAAAUCAGGUGCCAUGAGACAGACAGACGCAAGGCCAGAAAUAACUGGGGCGGAGGGGGUCAGGACCGGGGCUAAUGCCAGCAAGCGCCUGUAAAAAAAGCCAUGAAGGAACGUGUGAUUUGAUUCCAGUGCUACUACUCCGUACUUGAGGGUGAAACACGGCCGGGAGUAGGCUUCAAAGACGCUGGCAGCCAAUAUCGCGCGGUGACUGCUGGUGUCUGCUACAAGGGAGAGUAACAAGAAUAACAACAAAUAUCUGGCUGUGGUGAUAGUCUUUGGUGCUGACCACUGUCACCAAUGGGCGCUAAUUCACUUAUUCAUAUAUAACAGUGGUUAUCAACUUCCCAUCAAUAGAUGUAAGUAUAUAUAUGCUGUAUAUAUAUGAUGUUGUCACCAUCAUCACCUGACUUUCUCGACAGGUAGUCCAGAAUCAAUCCAUCCAUCAUCCAUCAUCCAGACUCCUUUUACUUCUUAUUUUGACAACAAACAACAAACUUUCCUUCGUUGUCUCAGAACUGCGGGCCAUUGAUGAAUAUCUAACUGCUUUGUUUCCCCCCGCCUCUGUCCCUCUCUCUGUCUGUGUCUCUCUGUGUCUCUCUGUGUGUCUCUCUCUGUGCCUCUCUCUGUCUCGCGCUCGCUCUCCUGCUUUCUUUCUCUCUCUUCCUAAACAUAUCUAUCUCUAUACCACUACCCUCUCAUUUCAUUGUAGUUUUUAUCUCACCAGCCCCUGCGCCCAGGGCCCCCUUUGGGCGUCUGAAACAACAAAGCCUUUGACACGCCAACAAAUCGAUCCUUGAUCUCGUUUGACAUAAACUAGACUCCGGACCGCCUCCGCGCAUUGCCCAUCCUUUUUCAUCUUUUAUUUACUACUCCUGCCUCCACAGGCCAGAAGUUGGAAGAGCGGCCUCCCCUCCGCCUUCUCUUAUCCAUCCUACAGCCGCAAAUUGCACUUUCAAGAUGAAUGUAAACAAGAAAAUCGGUCGCUUCAAGCAGUGGGCGGGGGAGCGCAUGGGAUCGGAAGCGAAAACUAAAGUCUCAGAUGACUUCAAGGCGCUGGAGAUGGAGAUGAACUUGAGACAUGAAGGAAUGGAGCGACUCCAGAAAUCAAUGACAUCCUAUGUGAAAGCGUUGUCCAAGCGCAAUGAAGGAGAUGAUAAGGAGAAGACUCUACCAGUUGGAUAUUUGGGUACAACUAUGGUGAACCAUGGAGAAGACUUUGAAAGCACCUCAGAAUUUGGACAGUGCCUUAUCAAUUUUGGACGGACAAACGAACGUAUCGCGAGGAUCCAGGAGACUUACAUCGCGAAUGCGACUACCAGCUGGCUGGAGUCGCUCGACCGGUCACUUGUCCAGAUGAAGGAAUAUCAGAAUGCGAGAAAGAAGCUGGAGGCCCGUCGGAUCGCAUAUGAUGCUUCCCUUACCAAGAUGCAAAAGGCGAAACGAGAGGACUUUAGGGUGGAAGAAGAGCUGCGGAGUCAAAAAGCAAAAUAUGAAGAGUCCACCGAAGACGUCUACAGGCGGAUGGAAGAUCUUAAAGAAGCUGAAGCUGAUAGCAUUGCUGAUUUGGGAGCAUUCUUGGACGCUGAACUCAACUAUUACGAUCAAUGCCGAGAGGUUCUUCUGCAACUCAAGGAUAACUGGCCAGCUGGCCAAACACAAUCGCAAGGCGGUUCAUCCAGACGACCUGGACGAAAUUGGUCAAAUACAGCACAUUCAUACCACGAUCGGUACGAAGCCGUGCAAGAAGAGCCUCCUACUCCAACUUCAGAGCAUCGGCUAGCCAUAAAAUCCAACCGAGCCGUUUCCAUGUAUCAGAAUGGAUCUCCACCCAGGGCUUAUUCCCCCGAUUCGCCCUACCAGCACCGACCAAACAUAGCCCGCACCUCAACAUUCGAAGGGCCCUCCCAGCUGAGGCGCGAUGAGUCGCCCGCCGUACCACACCGCAUGAGUCGCAUAGCAAGCGACAGUGCAGCCUUACGCAAUAAUAAUAGUAGCGGUAGUAAUCACCAUGGCCAACUGCACCUCCGAACCGCAAACAGACCUUACGACCACUACCUGGAGUCCCCAGACGAUGCAUCCUACGGCAAAGGCGGCGGCGGCAGCAGUCCUGAUCGGUACUUCACUGGAGGCCGUUCCGUAUCGCCCGCGACGUCAAAUGGCAGCGUCAUAUCCCGAGCUGCGAGUGUGACGGGCUUUCAUCAAGCUGGGGGGAGUUCGAUUGGCAAAAAGGGCCCUCCCCCGCCUCCGCCGUCGCGGGCUAAGAAGCCACCUCCUCCUCCACCGCCGGCGGGAAAGAGACCCAUUGGUGCUGCUGCUCAUAUGUGAUUGAAUAUCUUUGUACUUUCAAUACGCAAAACUUGGCAAAGAGAUUCCCCUCCACCCCUCCACCCCUUUUCUUUUUUCGGUCCCAUGUUACAGGCGCUGGAUAAGGAAUUAUGUUGAUGACGAUCGAAUGGCCUCCCGCCCCUUGGAUUUCUUGAGCUGGUCUUAUAUUUUUGGGCAAAAGGGACCUUUUCUAUAAUUCUUUUGUUCUUCUAGCCGUCCAGGAGUUGCGUCUCUUUUCUUUCCCACUUCCCCUUUUUUUUCCUUUUCCUUGUAUUUUUUUUUUUUAACUCUCCAAUUGUGUUUGUCUUCGGUGCUCCUAAUAAUGUCAGUGUAUUAAUUAACCACCCCGGGGGUACUUAACGGUACACGUCUACCAAGAAAUAUUAAAAGAUCCUCCCCAGAUAAUCUGUCUAGCACGGAUAAUAUUCUUAUAUAUGAGAGACUACUGCUCUUCCUUUCGCCCCUCCCCUCUUUCCCCCCCUAUUUUUUCUCCUUGGACAACGAUAGACGACGAGAAUGGGAAAAUUUUUGUUUGGAAAUAAAGAAAGGGUGAUUACAAAAUAUCCAAGCACCAUUUUUAUUUCAUGUGCGAGAGAUUCGGUUUCGGUUCUUUUUUUGGGGGCCGCUCCUACCCAGGGGCUUCAACCCCACAAACUCAACCGGCUGAUGUACACACAACAUUGAUCCCUACCCAGGUCAGCACUCGCAACAGAUCGUGCGCGAUGGCCCGGGGGAGGAGAUCGUGCAAAUUUAGAUUCUAAAGGCGACAACAAAUAUAGCCGUGUUCAUCACGCUGAUUGGCAUUGUUUGUCUCUGAGGGUCUGAGGGAGGAACCACCCCCCCCCCCCCCCCUAAAACGGCACCCCUGGAGAGCAUGACGGGGAAGAUUCGCUAGAGAUGAGAUGGGUGACGGCUAAGUUGAGGUGGACUUGGUGUCUAGCCUCCAUCUUUGGACAAGUAGAGCCUAGACCUUGUUAUAUUUUGUUUGUGUCGUACUGUACCAAUGUGGGCAAAAUCAUGGGUCCGUCUGGAAAAGCGGGUCUUGUCGGUGCGAGUCGUUGUGGGUUGGAUGAUAGUACGUAGGAGACAGUCUUGUUUUCCAAUUGUG
Blastomyces dermatitidis ER-3 is the source of this 3633-nucleotide messenger RNA. Its product is annotated as BAR domain-containing protein. Gene Ontology annotation, molecular function: protein binding. The record is from RefSeq and is a predicted model, not a curated record. The transcript is spliced from 5 exons. Lineage: Eukaryota; Fungi; Ascomycota; Eurotiomycetes; Onygenales; Ajellomycetaceae. The coding region runs from base 1158 to 2525 and encodes 455 amino acids. Gene Ontology annotation, cellular component: cytoplasm.